AUGUCCUGCCAGCAGAGCCAACAGCAGUGCCAGCCCCCUCCCAAGUGUGCCCCCAAGUGCCCUCCCAAGUGCCAGACACCAAAGUGUCCCCCAAAGUGUCCUCCUAAGUGUCCCCCUAAGUGCCCUCCUGUCUCUUCCUGCUGCAGUCUGGGUUCUGGGGGCUGCUGUGGUUCCAGUUCCGGGGGCUGCUGUGGUUCAAGCUCCGGGGGCUGCUGUGGUUCAAGCUCCGGGGGCUGCUGCAGCUCUGGCGGUGGUGGCUGCUGCCUGAGCCACCACAGGCCCCGCAGAUCUCUCCGUCGCCACCGUCAGAGCUCUGGAUGCUGUAGCAGUGGUGGUAGCAGUGGCUGCUGUGGCAGCAGCAGUGGCAGCAGUGGCUGCUGUGGCAGCAGUGGCUGCUGUGGUGGCAGCAGUGGCGGCAGCAGUUGUGGCAGUAGCCAGCAGUCCGGUGGUUGUUGCUAA
This is a messenger RNA of Chionomys nivalis (European snow vole), 459 nucleotides long. RefSeq names its product late cornified envelope protein 1C-like. The record is from RefSeq and is a predicted model, not a curated record. Gene Ontology annotation, biological process: epidermis development. The transcript has a single exon. Lineage: Eukaryota; Metazoa; Chordata; Mammalia; Rodentia; Cricetidae. The coding region runs from base 1 to 459 and encodes 152 amino acids.